AUGGGUCCCUCGCUAGAUCAUAUACUCAUUCUUCUCCCUUACGAAACUCUCAAUUCCCUGCCCUCUUCUCUGACUGACAACUUCACCAUCUCACCUGGAGGCGCCCACUCCGAUGGUCUCACCGAAAACAAACUCAUAAUCUUCCGUGAUGGUUCCUACAUCGAACUCAUAGCCUUCACGCCGUUCGCUGACGAAUCUGGUGGACGAUCAACCCACUGGUGGGGUAACAAGAAAGAAGGAGAGUUUAUUGAUUUCGCGCUCACUGCCGACUCCAAAACUGCCGAUUACCAGCGGACUUUGAGGGUGUAAACUCACGACUCGGUGGAGUUUCUGGAAUCCAGUAUGAAAAGCCCAGAGCGGGAGCGAGAAUUAGACCUGACGGCCAGAAAGUCGAGUGGUUUGUUACUUUUCCGAAGAUUGGUGGUGAAAGUGGGAUUUCUCAACGGGGGGUUCUGCCUUUCUUUUGUCAUGAUGUUACCGAUAGAAGAUUGAGAGUCCCGCUUGAUGAAGAAAACGUUACACAUCCGUGUGGUGCGCUCGGUGUUGAAGGAUUUAAUGUGUUUGUUGGUGAGAAGGAAGCGGACCGGUGA
Messenger RNA from Hymenoscyphus albidus, 590 nucleotides. NCBI's taxonomy places the organism in Eukaryota, Fungi, Ascomycota, Leotiomycetes, Helotiales, Helotiaceae. The record is from the annotation of a GenBank genome assembly.